This is a messenger RNA of Radiomyces spectabilis, 855 nucleotides long. RefSeq names its product S-adenosyl-L-methionine-dependent methyltransferase. NCBI's taxonomy places the organism in Eukaryota, Fungi, Mucoromycota, Mucoromycetes, Mucorales, Radiomycetaceae. The transcript has 5 exons. Gene Ontology annotation, cellular component: nucleolus. The record is from RefSeq and is a predicted model, not a curated record. Gene Ontology annotation, biological process: rRNA (guanine-N7)-methylation. Gene Ontology annotation, molecular function: rRNA (guanine) methyltransferase activity. Bases 1 to 855 code for a protein of 284 amino acids.
AUGUCACGACCCGAACACAUUGCACCUCCAGAAAUCUUUUAUGGUGACGAUGAGGCCAGAAAGUACACCGACAAUUCGCGUAUUGCUUCUAUUCAAGCCGAGAUGGCUUAUCGUGCCCUAGAGUUGCUCAAUUUGCCUCCGGGACCUGCCUAUUUGUUGGAUAUCGGUUGCGGAUCCGGCUUGAGCGGAGAAAUUUUGGAAGAAGAGGGUCAUAUUUGGGUGGGCAUGGAUAUUUCGCCUUCCAUGCUUGAUGUCGCCAGGGAAAGAGAAGUCGAAGGCGAUCUGUUGCUUCAGGAUGCUGGACAUGGUGUCGGCUACAGACCCGGUACAUUUGAUGGCGCUAUAAGUAUUUCUGUAUUACAAUGGCUUUGCAAUGCCGACAAAACCAUCAAUCGACCCAAGGCACGAUUACAGCGAUUCUUUUCGACUUUAUACGCAUCGUUAAGCAAGGGCGCCCGUGCUAUUUUCCAAUUUUACCCUGAAAAUGACGAUCAAAUCCAGUUGAUCAUCGAUGUCGCAACGCGUUGUGGUUUUGAAGGUGGUUUGUUGAUUGAUUAUCCCAAUUCCAAAAAGGCCAAAAAGUACUACUUGUGUCUUUUUGCCGGUCAGCAAACAGGUGUACGUAACGAGAUGCCUCGUGCUCUAGGCGAAGACGGCGAAUUACAUCCUGACGAAGAGAAAUCGAUUGCUUACGAAAAGCGACGAGCCGUGCAACGAUCGCGAAAACCGAGUCGACAUGCCGUUAAGGACAAGUCAUGGAUUCAACAUAAGAAACAGAUUGCUCGCGAUCGUGGUGACAAACCUGUCGCCAAAGACUCCAAAUUUACCGGCCGAAAACGAAAAGUACGCUUCUAA